This is a messenger RNA of Achroia grisella, 1864 nucleotides long. Its product is annotated as sodium-coupled monocarboxylate transporter 2-like. Bases 47 to 1864 code for a protein of 605 amino acids. Gene Ontology annotation, molecular function: symporter activity. Gene Ontology annotation, cellular component: membrane. Gene Ontology annotation, biological process: transmembrane transport; sodium ion transport. NCBI's taxonomy places the organism in Eukaryota, Metazoa, Arthropoda, Insecta, Lepidoptera, Pyralidae. The transcript has 10 exons. The record is from RefSeq and is a predicted model, not a curated record.
UGUGGCACACGUUUCUUUCAUAUAUUACAUCAAUAAUUAUUAAAAAAUGAAGAACAAUACCAAUAUACCAUCAUCGCCUAUAUAUUUUAAUUUAGCAGAAUACUGUUUGUUUGGAAUAAUUCUAGGUGUUAUUAUAGGAAUAAUAGUGUAUUUUAAUAUAGUGAAUAGAAAAUAUAAUACAGUGAAUGGAUUUUUGUUUGGUGGCAAAAAUAUGUCGGUGAUUUCUGUUUCGAUAUCUCUCAUUGCAAGUCAUCUGACGAGCAUUACACUACUGGGUGUUCCGGUUGAAAUAUAUUUGAGAGGAACACAAUACUGGGCAUCAGCUCUGUCUUUAAUCAUUGUCACAUUUCUCUCUGCAAUUAUAUAUCUGCCUGUGUUUCAUAAACUACAAUUGAACUCCAGCUUUGAAUACCUAGAAAUAAGAUUUUCUACACACACUCGUACAAUAGCUGCAGUACUAUUUGUCAUCAGUAAGCUUAUGUUAUUGCCAAUAGUUCCUUAUGUACCACUUCUAGCGUUUAGACUUGUUACGAAUCCCUUUGCUGGUCGUAUAACAGCAGUUAUUUGUGUAAUGUGUGCAACGCUUAGUGCUGUUGGAGGCUUAAGAGCUAUUAUCAGUAUUGGUAUAGUCACAACAUUCUUAGCAAUAGCUGGUACUGCCUUGCCAAGUGGACUAGCUUUAUUGCCUAUGGGAUUUAAGAGAAUGUGGGAACUUGCGAGUCAUAGUGGUCGGCUCGUCUUAUAUGAUCCAGAUCCUGAGUUGGAACACCAUACAUCAUUCUUCGCUGUAACUUUAGCACUAAGUACAAAUUGGCUGUGGAAGAUAGGGCUCAGUCAAGGAUCUCUGCAAAAGCUUCUAUCUGUUCCUACAAUUACCCAAGCUAGAAUAUGUUUAACUGUAGCUUGUGUAGGCGUUAUAUUAAUGAAGUUGCUAUCUUGUUUUCUUGGUUUAGCUGUUUAUGCUUGGUUUGCAGGAUGUGAUCCUUUAUUGUCUGGAAAAAUACAAAAACAUGAACAGUUAGUUCCACAAUUUCUUAAUAGCCUAUCAGAAAUGUUUCCCGGUAUUUGUGGCAUAUUCAUAAUUUCAAUAUUCAGUGCAACAACGGGUUGCAUUGCUACUCUCAUAAACUCAAUAUCUGGAGUUUUAUUCGAAGAGUAUAUACGGCCAUGGAUACCACAAAGUACCAGAGAACCUACUUGCUGUAGAAUAAUGAAGCUUUUAUGUGUACUUGUCGGAUUGUACUGUGCAAGUGUGGUUUGGUUUUCAAAAGAUUUGGACCGGUUGCAACAUGUUGCGUCUGGAGUGACAGGGGUCACAGCCGGAACACUUCUGGGAUUGUUCACACUGGGCAUUGUAUUUCCUAGGGCCAACUGCUCUGGCGCACUAAGCGGUUGUCUACUAAGUCUCUUGCUCUGCGGUUGGCUUCUCAUAGGGGCUGAAAACGCUCUAGCAACGGGUGCGUUGACCUUUCAAGGGAAGCCUCUGGUGGUUUUGGCGUGUGGAAAAACCAACUUCACUUUUGUGGCUAAUGUUACAAAUACAAUUCCGGUGACUAUCACUCAACUACCAGCCAGCAAGCCUCUUCAGUCUCUCUUUAGAAUCUCAUUCACAUACUGUCCAUUUGCUGGUGCCAUAUCAGUGUUGCUCAUCGGUAUACCAAUGAGUUAUUUAACUGGAAAGUCCAGAACAGAAUCCAUGAAUCCUGACGUCUUCUGUCCUUUAGCACAAAGCAUGUUACACAAAUCUGCCUCUAUCAGAAGUAGCACAGUAACCAUUGAAGCCAUGGCUGCUCAUAAUACACUAGAAGUGCAUAUGGCUUUAGACGAGGCAUUAAGGCAUUUGAAAGAAGUGAUAGAUCGUUAA